Cicer arietinum (chickpea) is the source of this 1243-nucleotide messenger RNA. The record is from RefSeq and is a predicted model, not a curated record. Lineage: Eukaryota; Viridiplantae; Streptophyta; Magnoliopsida; Fabales; Fabaceae.
UAUAAUGAUAAUAUGACUAAUCACGUUUUUAAAGCUAAUUCAAAACGUACUUAAUAACAUUUUGGUAAAGCUAAGACAAGCUCCGAAAAGCCCGUUGGCAGUGAGAGUGAGAAACAGAAAUGGCAAUCUCAUCUUCAUUCACGAGCGUACACAUCACCGCCUUAGACGCAAUCACAAACGUAAACUCUCUUUUCACACUCGGAGUCUUCAUCGGCUUAGCAUGGAACCCUAACGAUCCAUCCAACAACCUCAACUCCGAUCCCGCCUGCACUCCAACCGCCGCCAUCGCCGAAAAUCUCGUCACCUUCCAUGUCUACUCUUUCAGCUCCUUCCUCUUCUCCAGUCUCAUCGCUCUCGCACUCAAACAAGCCAUCCGCCUUUCCCGCACUUCCACCGCUGUUGCUCACAUUAACCGCUCUACUCUCCGCGUUGGUAUGCUCGUUUCUGGUAUCGGAUCUGUUUCCGGUUGUGGUUUUCUUAUGCUUGCUCUUGUUAAUGUUGUUCAGAUUAAGCUUGGAACACUUGCGUGUGUUUAUAGGAGCCGGAUGGACUUAUUUUCAUUUUAUCAUGAGCAAUGAUAGGGGUGGAGGAAAAGAACUAUGUAUAAGGCUAGAAAUUGACUUCAACUAUAUCCGAUGAGUAAGAAUCACAUAGCAAAUGUUUGGAAUGGCUUUGGCAGCCAAUUUCUCGCAUCCCAAUGCUUCUAAAUGAGGGCAACUGUGACAAAACAAAUUAGCUUAUAUACGACAAAGGAGAACCAGAUGCACAACUUGUAGUGAUCGAAGAGCUGACUUCGACUUCAUGCACUGUAAGCUUUGGCCUAUAUAGGAGAUACAUAGUCUUGACCUUAAUGAAAGCCUUGUCAAACAGAUGCACAAUUGCAGGAACAUACCUACAUCAGUAAGAUGCUUCUUGAGAGUGAUAAACACCAAGCUUGCUGCAGCUGCCACUAUGAAAGUAGAAGGGUAGCUCGCACAACACUUGGGCAAGUCUCAGUCAUAUGUCAAAUAAGAUAUCUACAUAAAUGUUUGCUCUAAGGAGCUCACAUAACAUCUUUAAGAUGGCAAUAGUUUCAGGUUUUCAUCAAGUGGUUUGCAUAUAUCAAAUAUGUAUAUACAAAUGUUUUCUCUAAGUAGCUACACUUCUAUGAGUGGAAAGCCAUUCUUGAUCCUAUAUAGAACCCAGACAACUCACUAUAGAUAUUCAACUGAUAGAUUAAAUAAAGUAUAACAAUUACUACUCA